Molecule: messenger RNA, 369 nt
Organism: Cavia porcellus (domestic guinea pig)
Lineage: Eukaryota; Metazoa; Chordata; Mammalia; Rodentia; Caviidae
Gene: Morn2
Product: MORN repeat containing 2
Exons: 2
Coding region: 1-240 (79 amino acids)
Source: RefSeq, a predicted model, not a curated record
AUGAAUGGUUUUGGAAAACUUGAGCAUUUUUCAGGAGCAGUAUAUGAAGGACAGUUUAAGGACAAUAUGUUUCAUGGAUUGGGAACUUAUACUUUCCCAACUGGGGCAAAAUACACUGGAAAUUUCAAUGAAAAUAGGGUGGAAGGUGAAGGGGAGUACACUGACACCCAGGGACUUCAGUGGAGCGGUAACUUUCAUUUCACAGCUGCUCCGGGCCUGAGACUGAAGCUCUACAUGUAGAUGUUCUAAAUUUAAGUUUAAAUGGGGUAAUUGAAGUUUUCAGUUCUAAGUAGAGCAACUAACUCUGUCAUCCGAAAUAACUUCAUACAGUACCUCUACAAGUUUUCCAAUAAAACCAUCACUCGUUUA